Myxocyprinus asiaticus (Chinese sucker) is the source of this 2768-nucleotide messenger RNA. RefSeq names its product activin A receptor like type 1 (gene acvrl1). Lineage: Eukaryota; Metazoa; Chordata; Actinopteri; Cypriniformes; Catostomidae. Gene Ontology annotation, biological process: BMP signaling pathway; dorsal/ventral pattern formation; angiogenesis. The record is from RefSeq and is a predicted model, not a curated record. The coding region runs from base 676 to 2178 and encodes 500 amino acids. The transcript has 12 exons. Gene Ontology annotation, molecular function: ATP binding; transforming growth factor beta receptor activity, type I; SMAD binding. Gene Ontology annotation, cellular component: plasma membrane; BMP receptor complex.
AGGGGUGGGACAAAACUGUAUAUUUUAAAAUCUGUAAUCUAACCCCUGAAUCAGGAACAUUGCUCAAAGUUUGGUUUAGACUUAACGAGAUAGAGCCUGAAGGAUUUGAUCUGGGAAUGUUUAUUUCUAAGCGGAACAUGACUGUUUUUUCUCCGAGAACGAGCUUCUUGUUUUCGGUUUAUCACCUCGAGAUUUGACUGGAGAUAUAAAGUAAUACAGCAGGAUAUAUUCUGCGCAAUAUUCUACGCAAUAUUUCGCUUGAGGAAACAGGGCUGAUCGUAGAGUGAGAACUGGUCGAAAAAGUUUAACUUAUACAGCAUUGGGAAUGUCAGGAUGUGGGAAAAGUUAAAGAUCGAGCACAUCUGGAUAUGACUUGCGGUACUGUUUUCAGUAUACGCAGUAAAGAGAUUUUUUUUUAAAAAAAUUUUUUUUAAGUUUUACUCUUCGAGUAACGAGAGCAGAUUUUCACAAACAGAUGACGUUUGAUAAGCUUGUUUGAUUCGUGAGUGAACGCAAGAGGAAAAUCAGCGACAACAUUACAUGCUCUGAGAGAGAAUGCUGACGAGCAGGACAUCGAAACAGGAAUCGCAUUUCAUCAUGUUCAGAUUAGGCUUUGAUUCAAGACACUGACACUAUCUGAUCUAAGAAACAUCCUGGCAGCUUGGAAGUAAAGAGAUGAAGACUUCUGAGAUGCUUUCUGUACUGGUUGUUUUGAUGUAUUCAGGGAGGUACACAGCUCUUACAGAUCAUGUAUUGGACACUCCCCCAGAGGAUGAUGAGGGCGAUGGAGGCAAUUUACAGUGCACAUGUGAGAACACAUAUGCCUGUGUUAACAACACCUGCUCGGACCGUAUCUGCUUCUACAGUUCGGUCCAUAAGCGGGUUGUGAGAGGCUGUUUUCCAACCAGCGAGCAGUGCCAUGUGCCUGACGUUCCUGGCGUGUAUUCUAAGUGCUGCUUCACAAACUUCUGUAAUGCUAACCUCAGUGUGCCUGAACCAACAGAAAAGCCUAUCAGAAUGAUCCUGCUGGUGGGAGUGCCUCUGUUAGUGCUGCUGGUGAUGUCAAUGGCAGCCUGCGGCCUUGUACUGUGGCUGCGCACUAGGCGACAGCACCACCAGCCGAUGGAUCAUGACACUACCUUGAUCAAAGUUCCCAAUGGAGGGGACCCGACUUAUGGGGAUAUCUUUGAUGAGUUUUGUACAUCAGGCAGUGGGACUGGCCUACCCUAUCUGGUGCAGAGGACAAUGGCUCGACAGAUCUCUCUGGUUGAGUGUGUUGGUAAAGGCCGUUAUGGAGAGGUAUGGAGAGGAACGUGGAUGGGGGAGAGUGUGGCUGUCAAGAUUUUCUCCUCUCGUGAUGAGCAGUCCUGGAUUAGAGAGACAGAGAUCUACAACACGGUCCAACUGAGGCAUGAAAACAUCUUGGGCUUCAUUGCAUCAGACAUGACAUCUAAAAACUCCAGCACUCAACUGUGGCUGGUCACUCACUUCCAUGAGUUGGGCUCCCUUUACGACUUCCUGCAGUACAGCAUACUGGGCCCAGAGGGCUGUCUGCGCAUGUGCCUGUCUAUUGCCAGUGGCUUAGUGCAUCUCCACACAGAAAUCCUCACUACACAGGGCAAACCGGCCAUCGCACACAGAGACCUGAAGAGCCGCAACAUCCUGGUAAAAAGGAAUGGCCAAUGCUGCAUUGCUGACCUAGGCCUAGCUGUCAUUCACUCUCAGUCUAAUGACUAUCUGGAUGUGGGCAACAAUCCAAGAGUGGGAACCAAACGCUAUAUGGCACCAGAGGUUUUGGACGAGAGUAUUCGUGUAGAUGUUUUUGAGUCCUACAAACAGACUGAUAUCUGGGCGCUGGGCCUUGUCCUCUGGGAAAUAACCCGCCGAACUAUUGUUAAUGGGAUUGUGGAGGAGUACAGACCGCCGUUCUUUGACAUGGUGCCUUCUGACCCCAGUUUUGAGGAGAUGAAGAAAGUGGUGUGCGUUGACCAGCACAGGCCUUGUCUACACAAUCGACUACACUCUCAUCCGAUCCUGUCUGCAAUUGCGAAGAUUAUGAAAGAGUGCUGGUUCCAAAGCCCUUCGGCUCGACUCACUGCCCUGCGUGUGCGCAAGACUCUCUCCAAACUGGACCAGGACCAUGACUACGACAUAGACAAGCUCAAACUGGACCUAUAGAAUAAACCUGCCAUCAUGCAUUACAGAGGCAGUUAAAUUCUAAUGGACCAUAAUGACAUAUCCAUUCAGACCUUCUUAAUGUGCCUUUUUAAGCUUCUUCUGAUCUUCAGUGCAGUACUGUCUUAAUCUUAAGCCUCCACUGAACAUAGUUUAUCUUAUCCUGACAUUGGCUCUCUGUGGUAAGUUGAGUCCAUAGCAGUGAUGUUAAAUGUUUCCUCUGGAACAUAGCCACACGACUGCUCUUCUAGGGCGACUUGCAUAUUUCAACACGGUGACUCAUUUGUUACUGAAAGUAAAACAGGACUGAUUUUGACCAACCAAAUUAUUUUUGGUAUAGUGAGAGUGAGAGAGUUUUGCCAUGUUGUGAUGUUUUACCCGAAAGGAUGUGGGUUAUUCUGAACUUCGUAACUGCAGAGUUUCCUGAAAUUCUGACAUUCCUGGACAUUAGUCUUAAGAAGGGAGGCUGGUACAUGCUUCAUACUGUUUGUUGCACUUCUAUGUAGCUGAUUUUUUUUCUCUCUCUCUCUCUCUCUCUCUCUCUCUCCAUGAAAGACAUUGGAAUGGACCUUUUUUUUUUUUUUUUUUUUUUU